Molecule: messenger RNA, 1398 nt
Organism: Trypanosoma cruzi
Lineage: Eukaryota; Euglenozoa; Kinetoplastea; Trypanosomatida; Trypanosomatidae
Exons: 1
Coding region: 1-1398 (465 amino acids)
Biological process (GO): protein folding in endoplasmic reticulum
Cellular component (GO): membrane; cytoplasm
Source: RefSeq, a predicted model, not a curated record
AUGAAGACGGAUCGUUUAAUCACACUUCUAGUGCUUGCUUUGAUGGCUGUCACGUGUGGUUUUCUUCUUUUGAAUGCCAGGAAGAGGGGAGGGCUGGAGGAGAAUCCACCGUGGAAAAGCUUAUCUUUUACGACGAAUUAUGCAUCAGCGUAUUUGGGAGCCACACUGACCGAUUUUAGCCGUGCAUGCAAGGGCGCAUCGUCCGUACUCAAUGAGGACAAGACGAAGUACAUGAUAUGCAACUGCGAGGCCUCCAGGAAGCUGUUUACUGUCCAGCUUAUCCGGGAGAUCGAGGUGCGCAGUGUCAUGUUGGUUAAUUUGGAACACUUCAGCUCGGGUGUGAAGAAGUUCAUGCUGCUUGGCAGUAAAAAGUACCCCACAAGCGAGUGGCGUGUCCUCGGGGAAUUCGAGGCCAGUCCAUGGCGCGGGACGCAACACUUUGACGUGCCCACGCAGGAACCGGUGCGUUUUCUGCGUUUUUUGUGGGUAACUUCCCAUGGCGACGACUCGUGGUGCACGCUGACGGUUUUCAAGGUGUUUGGUGUGGACGUUCUGGAAACAUUGACGGAAGACUACGGCGGGGACUUGGAUAAUUUGCUGCACAGCUUACCAGAGAAGGCGCUACCAGCUCCGCCGGUUGUUGUUAAGCCAUCACCGCCUUUUUUCACAGAAGUUGAUGCGCGUACCGACAAAGCAGCGGACUGGUUGCAUCCCCUUAAAGAAAAAGAGAAGUUAAACGGAGGCGCAGAAAUUGAGAAUUUGUUCCGGCAGGUGGAUGCCAUCAUUGCUGUUGGCUCCAACAGCAGCGGCAGCGGAGGCACGGAUGACAUGUGCACGGACGGGGAUUCCUCAGGUUGCUGCGACCAUAAUGAAGUAGUGGAGAAUAAUUCUACGACAUGUACGCUGCAUGAAAAAGAGGCGCAUUUGUCCCGUUCGAGGUGCAAAUGUUUUUCGAGGACGAAUCUGUUCAGCAGGAUGGCGCUGUCGCCCAGGCCGUUCCAAGGCGGGGCAGCAUUGCAGAUUAUCAUGCAGAUGAGCAAACAUCUUAAGGUUUUGCAGCAGGAGCUGGAGGAGACUUUUGCUCGGCAGCGAGAUACGGAGAGAAGACUCGAGAAGGCCGAGACGGCGCUUGGGAAUGUUGGAAAAAAUUUUCGCGAUGCGUUGCGGCUUUCCUGCAAUUACCGUGAGAGGCUAAUUGAUAUGAAGAAGGAGAUGGACGUGAUGAAUUCCCGCCUUUUAAUUGCACUGGAAUCAAUCAAUCAAAAAGGCAGUGAUGUUACCUUGAGGAUAUGGGUGGUGUGCUUCAAUGUGGUGGCACUUAUUGCUCUUUUUGCUAGCUGUGUUGCGCCCUAUUCAAGCAUCUCCAGCAGGGCCCGGCGUUUUACACAGCGUGGGUAG